Messenger RNA from Notolabrus celidotus (New Zealand spotty), 1773 nucleotides. It is a transcript of the gene plek2, whose product is annotated as pleckstrin 2. Gene Ontology annotation, cellular component: plasma membrane. The transcript has 10 exons. Gene Ontology annotation, biological process: intracellular signal transduction; actin cytoskeleton organization. Lineage: Eukaryota; Metazoa; Chordata; Actinopteri; Labriformes; Labridae. The record is from RefSeq and is a predicted model, not a curated record. The coding region runs from base 499 to 1575 and encodes 358 amino acids.
GAUGUAAUUUAGAGGUUAAACAUGAGCUUUCUUUCAGCCGUGAUUUCUGCAACCUGCAGAAUGUCUGAUUCCAAAAGACACUUCAAGGAGCUGGCUGAUCUAUUUAGAAUCAGGACUAAAGAAAUAUGGAGUAUCUGAUCCUGGAUAGAAACAAAAAGUUAAUCUUUCUUAUUCAGGUGAGACAUUUUGAACACCUGGGCCGUGUUUUCCUGUCGCUAUGCCCUCAGACACUCCUCAUCAGACAUGCAGUGUGUCAUGGAUCUCUGCCCAGAAGUCAUCCUCCUCCUCCUCAGACCCUCUGAGGAGUCAGUGCGCCCUCAGGUGAUGAUGAUGAGGAAUUACAGCAUUGGAUCGGCAUGCCGGUGUUGAGCAAUGUGUGCGUUUGUAGGUGUGAACGUGAACGUGAUGACGCAAACAUAGAAAUCUUUCCCCUGCAUUUAAAAACCCUGAGCAGGCAGGAACAGGCCGAACUCUGCUGCCAAGAUCUCACUGAACAAGAUGGAAGCAGAGAAGAAGAACGUGAUCCUGAGAGAGGGAUUCCUGGUGAAGAGGGGUCAUCUGGUCCACAACUGGAAGGCUCGCUGGUUCGUGUUGAUGCCGGAUAAGCUGCUGUAUUACAAAUAUGAAGGAGGCAAGAGAGACUCAUGUCAGAGAGGGAAGAUCCUUCUGAGGGACUGUGAGAUAACCAGUCCUUUUCUGGAGUACGAAUAUCGACCGCUGGUGUUUAAGCUCCAAACGAAGAACAACACGGAUCAUUUCUUGGAAGCUUGUUCGAGGGAGGAGAGGGAUGACUGGGCGGCUGACAUCACGGCUGCAGUCGACAAACUGCGGAUAGAUAACGGAGGAAAAGCGUCGGAUGAGGAGGGCCAAACUGGAUCCCAGUUACACGACAUCAACCUGAGCAAAGUGUUGGACGCCAUGUACGACGUCCACAGCGGGAUCAAUAUGAGCAACCAUGUGGAGCAGGGCAGCACGUACAGCAACUGUUUCUCAGGUUCAGCGGUGGUGGACUGGCUGGUGUUCUCACAGCUUGUUCUGACCCGUGUGGAGGCCAUGACUCUGGCCUCGGCGCUGCUGGAGGAAGGUUUCCUGAGGACCGUCGGCAUGAGGAGCGUGGAGGCUCUCCGCACGGCCGGCCUCAGCGAGCAGUUCAUGGACGACUCCACGGCGCUGUACAGCUUUUCUGACAGUUUGAAGAAGAGAGGCAGCGUGAAGGCCGAGACGUCGCUGUCAGCUGUGGAGCUGAGUGGAAAAGUGAUAAAGAGAGGAUAUCUGCUAAAACAGGGACACAGACGGAAGAACUGGAAGGUGAGGUUGUUUGUGCUGCGUUCAGAGCCGGCGUUCCUUCACUACUAUGAUCCCACUAAGGAUGAUGUCAGCCCUGUCGGCGGCUUCUCACUGCGGAGCUGUCUGGUUUCCUCCCUGAAUGAUAACGGAGUUCCCACAGGUGUGAAAGGAAAAAUUCAAGGCAACCUGUUUAAAAUCAUCACCCAGUCGGACACACAUUACUUCAUCCAGGCUCCGACCAACCAGGAGAAGAUGGACUGGAUCGAAGCGAUCAGAGAGCAAACAUAAACAUAGAGAUUCAACUUUAAAGGAAGUGAAAUAUACAUUCUGUGAAUGUUGACUGAAGCAGCAAAGUGGGAGCAUGGGAGUUAAAUUAUUAAUAUUAAGAGUUGAUUGUGACAGAACAGUAUUGUUGUUUUGUUAUAUUAUAGCUUGAUAAUAUCAAAGUGUGCUUUGAGGAUAAAGUAGGUUUAAAAAGCCAAACAC